This is a messenger RNA of Achroia grisella, 1281 nucleotides long. RefSeq names its product carboxypeptidase B-like. The record is from RefSeq and is a predicted model, not a curated record. Gene Ontology annotation, biological process: proteolysis. Gene Ontology annotation, molecular function: zinc ion binding; metallocarboxypeptidase activity. The transcript is spliced from 5 exons. Bases 1 to 1281 code for a protein of 426 amino acids. Lineage: Eukaryota; Metazoa; Arthropoda; Insecta; Lepidoptera; Pyralidae.
AUGAAGGCUUUGGUGGUAAUAUUUCUAUUUGUGGUUGUUUAUGCAAAACAUGAACAGUACGAGGGAUGGAAGUCGUACUAUAUAGGUCCAAAAACACAAGAACAACUUCAAGCAAUAGGUAGUUUAGCUGAGGAAUUUGAAUUGGAUGUUCUUGCCUAUGCUAAUUUGGAACGUGAGGGUGUUGUACUAGUGAAGCCAGAAUACCAAGAUGGAUUUAUCAAGGCUUUGGAAGAAAGGGACUUUGCAUAUAAGAUCCACUCUGCUGAUGUGAAGCAAUCUCUUGAAUAUGAUGACAUAGCAAUUGAGAACAGAAGAAAGGAAAAUCUGGCCCGGAAUGGCAGAGAAUUACCAUAUGAUAAUUACCAAGAAUUAGAAGUGAUUGAAGAUUACCUCCGUCACGUUGCCAGUCGUUAUGCAGAUAAAGCUACUUUAGUUUCUGGUGCUGAUUCCUUCGAAGGUCGACCUAUAUAUUAUCUGAAAAUCUCUACCACCAAUUUCGAGGAUACCAGCAAGCCAGUAAUAUUUAUUGAUGCGGGCAUUCAUGCAAGAGAAUGGAUUUCUCCUCCAACAGUCACAUGGGCUAUACAUAAACUUCUAGAAGAUGUCACUGAGCCUGAUCUCCUGGAGCGGUUUGAUUGGAUCCUGAUACCUGUUGUAAACCCUGAUGGAUACAAAUUCACUUUUACAGAUACUCGUUUCUGGCGCAAAACUCGUUCUAUUGAUCAAAAUGUAACAUGCCCAGGAGUAGACGGCAACCGCAACUACGAUUUCUACUGGAACACAGUUGGCACUAGCAACAAUUCUUGUGCUGACACAUUCGCUGGCAGUCGACCAUUCUCUGAGAUCGAAACUAGAGUCGUCGAUAGCCUUCUUAAUGAGUAUCUCGAUAGAAUCGCUCUGUAUUUGACCAUGCAUAGCUAUGGGAGCAUGAUACUUUACUCAUGGGGCCAUAAUGGUACUCUUUCUGACAACGCUAUAAAUUUGCAUAUAGUUGGUAUUGCAAUGGCUGAAGAAAUCCUCGUUCAUUCCUUACCCCAUUUCCCUACAUAUUUAGUAGGUAAUGCAGUGCUCGUUAUUGGAUAUGCAGCAUCUGGAGCAUCUGAAGACUACGCCCAUUCUAUUGGCAUCCCAUUGGCGUAUACUUACGAGCUGCCUGGUCUAUCUGGAGGUCUUAAUGGAUUCCAUUUAGACCCGAGAUACAUUGAACAGGUGUCUCGUGAAACUUGGGAAGGUAUAGCAGUUGGUGCAAGAAUAGCUGGCGAUUUAUUUGUUAAAAAAUAA